This is a messenger RNA of Dentiscutata erythropus, 142 nucleotides long. Lineage: Eukaryota; Fungi; Glomeromycota; Glomeromycetes; Diversisporales; Gigasporaceae. The record is from the annotation of a GenBank genome assembly.
CAUGAAGAUAUAAACUUAGUAGAUUUAAGCCAAGCAAGCUGUUCUUAUACAUUUAUUGAAGAUUUAGACCAAGAAGAUUAUUUAUCUAAUGAAUAUUCAGAUAAAGAAGAUUAUUUACUUGUUGAAGAUUCAGAUAAAGAAA